AUGGGCUACAUCUUCCGGAUGACUCAGGAAGGCGAAUACGACUGGGAGGCCUUUCAGGAAGAGAACUACUGGUCCUCGGCCAUUUGGGUCUGGAGCUUUGUAGUUUUCGUGAACAUGUUGCUGAUCAAUUUGCUGAUCGCCAUCAUUUUGGACACCUACAAGGAAGUCCAAAAGGCCGAAGAAAGCAGAGAAGCGGUCUCCUGGCGAAGCUGCCUCGUUGAAGAUGCCGUCAAAGAGAAGUCGGUCCAAGCGCUCUGGUAUGUGGUUCGUCCAGGCUACAUGGUGGCCCUCUUUCUGGUGGGAUGGGCCGCAAAUGUGAGCCUGUUUACCAGAUACCACAUUGACUAUGCGGCCGUCUUGGGCAUUACAAAGGAGGAGUUCAUUUCCUCCCGCUUCUUGGUGAUCUUGUCUGCCUUCCUGGCCUUGAUGCUGAGCCUGGUGCGGAUGCUCGCCUCCUUGCACGGAGCAUCCACUGAGCUGAUUUCGGUGGUGCUGCUGUGCUAUGUGGUGGUGCUCUUGCUGAUCUUAGGUGUCCUGCCACGUCGCUGGCGGGAGCACUGCCGCUGGCGUGAGCCCUUCGCACAGGCGCUGCGGCGCUGCGUGUGGCCGGACACCACGAAGGAGAUCCCCUUCGCGGAGGUCCUGGUGGCGGAUGGACUCACCUCAGUCGCCAAGCUCUUCUUUGACCUGACCACAGGCUCCUGCAUCGUGAUCUCCAGCAGCGAACCGGCGCUGAAGAGCACUUUGGGGGGCACCUUGGGGACCUUGGGUACUUUGUCGCCCAUCAAGCGCCCGGAGUUGACGGCCCAGGGGGUUCUGGCCACAGCUUUGGAUCAGUGCAGCGGUUCCAGCCUGCCCUACCUGGCCUGGUCCGUGCCCUUCCUCAUCCGUGCACGUCAGUGCGUCAUCACGGCGCGCCACGCGCCGGAUGCUUGGAACCGGGACCUGCAACGGAUCAAUCUGGCGAAGUACCUCUCGGCACUGCCGGUGGUCUUCUUUGCCAUGUGCCAUGCGCGUGUGAUCCCAGGUAUCAAUGGCUCCAUGCUCACGUCGGAGGACUUCGAGGUCUUGUGGGCGCUGGCGGCCAUCGUGAAUUCGGCCUUCUCCUUCUUGUGGGACCUGGUCAUGGAUUGGGGUCUUUUGCAUUGGGUCCCGCUCAAACUCGGCAACUUUGGGCUGAGGCCCACCCUGUUGUAUCCGCAGCCACCCGUGGUCUACUAUUUUGCCAUUGUUCUCAACUUCAUCGGGCGCACCCUUUGGUCCUUGCGCUGGUCGGAGCAGGCCACCAUCUUUUUGGGUGCCUUCUUCCUGUCCAGUGUGCAACAAGCGGCCGAAGUGGUCCGAAGAUGCCUCUGGCUCCUGGUCUUUAAACGGGUUUUCGGUUGGCUGGUAGAUGGAUAUUUGAACCUUGAACUCGGAGGCGAUGAAGGAGACGGGGAGGGCGAAGAUGGGAGCACCAUCCAGCCAAUGCAUGCCUUUGUGGAGCAGUUUCCCAACAUGCCGCAGUACCAGCUAGAUCUGAUUUUGGCCGACUCCGAAAUCAUGAUGGAGGCCCAGGCAAACAAAGACAUCAACACAGAGAAGCUCGGCGGCAUUCACAUUGGAAAGGCGUUCACAUCCUUUCUGGCUCAUCAGAUGCCUCUGACUUCCAAUCACCUCCGGUGUCGAGUUUCAAGGAAGCUGGUGAAAAUGGCUGGUUCUCUGAUGAACUCGGUGAGUGGUGUCAACGAGAACCUGGAGCACAUCAUGAAGGAGGAAUCGAGGGAUCCGCUGCAGAGCUGGGUGGUGGGCAAGAACGUGCCAGGCACGAGACCUUGA
Messenger RNA from Durusdinium trenchii, 1818 nucleotides. The record is from the annotation of a GenBank genome assembly. NCBI's taxonomy places the organism in Eukaryota, Dinophyceae, Suessiales, Symbiodiniaceae.